Drosophila navojoa is the source of this 2491-nucleotide messenger RNA. It is a transcript of the gene fdl, whose product is annotated as beta acetylhexosaminidase fused lobes. Lineage: Eukaryota; Metazoa; Arthropoda; Insecta; Diptera; Drosophilidae. Gene Ontology annotation, biological process: protein deglycosylation; carbohydrate metabolic process; glycosaminoglycan metabolic process. Gene Ontology annotation, molecular function: beta-N-acetylglucosaminidase activity. The record is from RefSeq and is a predicted model, not a curated record. Gene Ontology annotation, cellular component: plasma membrane.
AAAUUUUAGAGUGCCCACAGUUGAAAGUAAAACUGUUAGUGCUAGUAAAAUUGAGCUCAGCGCAGAGGACUGCGAAAUUUGUGUAAAUAAAUAAGAAUCAACUAAAAUGUGAAUGUGAAAUAUGCAAUGCAGUGGCAGCCUCACGUAAACGCACAAAACCACCACCAAGGAAUAAAAACGCCGUGAGUGAAGCCUCCUCCAAUCAUCCGCCGUCGCACUCUUAACCUGUCGCGCUGUCUCCAUCGCCUGCAGCCAACCACAAAAACAGAAAACACGACUUGGAGAUUGUGGCUCAGCGGGGAAGCUUUUCCAUCGGUGCCACAGACCAAAAUCAGGACAUGAGAAGAGCAUUCCGAAUUGAGCUGUGGCCUACGUUAUCUGUUUAAGAUGUCACUGGCCGUCUCCCUACGCCGUGCCUUGCUGCUGCUACUCUCAGGAGCCGUUUUCAUUCUGACAGUGCUGUACUGGAAUCAGGGCGUGAUUAAGACACAGUCCUACAGUGAAGCACAGCUGCGUCCACACAUCCAGAAGGAUCGCAGCUCGGCUCCCAUACCUUAUGAAAAGUCAUGGACGUAUAAGUGCGACAAUGACAGAUGUGUGCGCGUUAAUUAUAACAAGAACGGAGCCAACGUGAAGCGUGUCUCCUUCAUCAGCUGCUCAAUGACCUGUGGAGAUAUUAACAUUUGGCCACAUCCCACCUCCAAGUCGCUGGUCAGCGGUCAUACGCUGCGCUUCUCCGUGGAGGAUGUGCAGCUGCGGUUGGAUACGCCGCAUCGCGAAGUACGCAAGCGCCUCAAGUUGGCCUUUGAUGUACUUGUUAGGCAACUGCGGCAAAUACAGCAACUGGAAUACGCACCGCCUCAUGCAGAGGAGAUGCUCUCUGUCAGCGAGCCAGCUUCCAAAUCCACAGACGGUGCUGAAUCGCCGCUAGCUGGCGGACUUUUUAGCUCUACCUUUGGCUCACACCGAUCUGGCGAUUUGGAUAGUCUGCAUGUAAAGCUCUCGGUGCAUGAGUCAGGCGAGCUUGACUUCAAUCUUGACAAUGAUGAGAGCUAUGAACUAACGACAAGCUUUGAGCAUCGACGUUUGACUGUGCACAUCAGCGCUAAGUCAUUUUUUGGCGCACGUCACGGACUGGCCACGCUGCAGCAGCUGAUUUGGUAUGACGAUGAGGAGCGAUUGCUGUGCACCUAUGCCAGCUCCUUGAUCAAUGAUGCGCCCAAGUUUCGCUAUCGCGGCCUAAUGCUGGACACCUCUCGGCACUUCUUUUCCGUGGAUGCCAUUAAACGCACCAUUGCAGCAAUGGGCUUGGCAAAGCUGAAUCGCUUUCAUUGGCACAUAACGGAUGCUCAAAGCUUUCCAUAUAUUUCGCGACAUUAUCCGGAGCUGGCUGAGCACGGCGCCUACUCGGACAGUGAAACGUACAGCGAGCAAGACGUGCGCGAGGUCAACGAGUAUGCCAAAAUUUUUGGCGUGCAGGUGCUCCUCGAAAUUGAUGCACCUGCGCAUGCGGGAAACGGUUGGGACUGGGGAUCGAAGCGGGGCCUUGGUGAACUGUCGCUAUGCAUUAAUCAGCAGCCAUGGAGCUUUUAUUGCGGUGAACCGCCGUGCGGUCAACUAAACCCGAAGAAUAACCACACCUACCUCAUACUACAGCGCCUGUACGAAGAGUUUCUGCAGCUAACGGGGCCCACAGACAUUUUUCACCUGGGCGGCGAUGAGGUGAAUCUCGAUUGCUGGGCCCAGUACUUCAAUGACACGGAUCUACGCGGCCUCUGGUGCGACUUCAUGCUACAAUCGAAUGCUAGAUUAAAAGUGGCCAAUGGAAAUGUUGCGCCCAAGCAUGUGGUUGUGUGGUCAAGUGCGCUCACAAACACCAAGUGUCUUCCAAAUAGUCAAUUCGUAGUUCAGGUGUGGGGUGGCAGCACUUGGCAGGAGAACUAUGAUCUGCUGGACAACGGAUACAAUGUUAUAUUUUCGCACGUGGAUGCUUGGUAUUUGGAUUGCGGCUUUGGCAGCUGGCGAGCUACUGGCGAUGCCGCAUGCUCGCCUUAUCGCACUUGGCAAAACGUUUAUAAGCACCGGCCUUGGGAGCGAAUGCGUCUGGAUAAGAAGCGCCGGAAGCAGGUGCUGGGUGGCGAGGCAUGCUUAUGGACCGAGCAAGUGGACGAGGGUCAACUAGAUAAUCGAUUGUGGCCUCGCGUUGCUGCCCUGGCCGAACGUCUGUGGUCAGAUCCUAAUGAUGAUCAUGACUUUGAUGUUGUGCCCCCAGAAGUGUUUCGACGAAUAUCAGUGUUUAGAAAUCGCCUUGUUGAGUUGGGCAUCAAAGCCGAGGCGCUGUUUCCCAAGUACUGCGCGCAGAAUCCCGGCGAGUGCAUUUGAUAUAUUAUGUAAAUGAAAAGGUGCCCCCUCUCCCCCACUCUGUGCGUUAAUUAGUUGAUAGUGUAAUUGUUAUUUUUAUUAUUACAUUACAUAAUAAGCGUCCACUAAA